This is a messenger RNA of Aspergillus heteromorphus CBS 117.55, 3264 nucleotides long. RefSeq lists its product as uncharacterized. Lineage: Eukaryota; Fungi; Ascomycota; Eurotiomycetes; Eurotiales; Aspergillaceae. Bases 1 to 3171 code for a protein of 1056 amino acids. The record is from RefSeq and is a predicted model, not a curated record. The transcript has 7 exons. Gene Ontology annotation, molecular function: protein binding.
AUGCAUCACUUUUGCGCCAUUUGCGGCGUGUUCAUUAGCCCUUCCCAGGCGGGCCUGGCAGGAGCGCCACCAGAGAGUUUGGAAUGGUACCAAAUCCUCCGUGCAGUCCAGCGCAUGGGAUCCCUUCCUACGGCCGCACUUAGUGGUCUUGGUUACGUCGACGCCCUGGGCAACAUCACGGCCCCUCCCGGAACUGGAAGUUCCUUUCUGGACGAGAAUGCGUCUGUUCAAACCUACGCUCCCUUUUAUGACCCCGAGACCGAGUCCUGGACUUUUACAAUUCACGGACUAUGCUGGGAGGUUCUGCUACAGCGAAUUCCGGCAGGGAUGUCGGAUGCCAUCAGAUCUGCCACCGUCCUGCAUGAUGUCUUGUAUUGCUCCACAUGGAACAGACGCUUCCUCCGACCAGGCCAUGACUUCGGAGGCGCGAUCCUGUUUCAAAAGCCCGUAGGGGACCCGAUCCAAGCGAUUAUUCGUCAAGGUUAUACCCAUCUCCUGGCUGAACCUUCACAGUAUAACUGUCUGGAUGAUCUGUUACGCACGGUCCCUAACACCGGCAAACCCUCCGCGUUGGUCCAUGUAUCGGGUAGGAGGGGAGCCUUCCCAGCCUCCGACAUACUAUCUUGCCUGCCAAUUGAGGUUGUGCUUAUCGUUCUUGCAUACCUCCCGUCUUCCUCCAUCAAAGCUCUGCGGACAUCAUCUAGAUCACUUGCGUCUGUGACUCAUCCGGGAUCCCUUCCGCAGCAUUUCUGGAAAACCAGAUUCAGCCUGGAAUUUGAGAUGGGGUUUGCCUUGCCAACUAGGACUGAUGGAUAUCAAAAUUGGCGUGAGGCCUAUUUUGCAAUCAGGAAAAGCUUGCAUGACCCGCAGGGUUCCGAGAAGCUCAAAAGCAGACGUAGGAUAUGGGAUAUAGUCAGUGUCAAUGCUGCUCUGAUUGAACGGUAUUUGAAAGCCUCUACUCCCGCCGGUGUUUCCUGCCCCCAGAUUGAUUACUCGGAUUCCGAACCUGGCUUUUAUGGUGUAGAAUGGCUAUCCAGCCAGUUCGUCUCAGCUGCACUCUCAACGAAUAGCCAUGAUCUCCUGCAUUUCGGGACUAGGAGUAUGUAUGGGAGGCAAAUUACUUUGCCUUUCCAGGAGGCUGAUCUGUUGACUGUCGGUAUCUCAACAGUGGAAUUCAAUUCUCGCCAAUUUGUUGCUGGCAUUCGUUUUACGCUGAUUGACGGGACUACCGGAAAGCAGCAUACCCACUCUCUGGGUUAUGUAUCGGCUUUCAAAGAACAAGUCAUUGAGCUUUUUCAACAAAGGAUGAUAGGGAUUGACUUGGCUGUAUGUGCCGGGGGCAUUAUGGGCAUGAGGAUGGUCUUGUCAAACGCCUUCCACGUUUCUAGAACUACAUGGAUGGGGAGCGCCUCGCCUGAUGGGGUGGAGGUGUCCUUUGGAAAUCUAUGCUUCGGAAACGAGGCUAACCAACUUCGCUUGGUUGCCGAGUUCGAUCCAUAUAACCUCUCAUAUCAGCAAUUCAAUCGAUACCUCAAUGUCGACUUUGGUGGGGUGUGCGGUCAAAGGCUCCCACACCUGACGCGGGUAGUAGCACACAUGCUGAUACAAUCAGCUCCUAUUAUAGGCCUGCAGUUUUACUAUGACGACCAGCAGCCAUUGAAGUUUGGUGGACAGGGACUCAUAGAGAUUUCCUUCUUGGUGGACGGCCCGGGCGGAGAAAGAAUAACCAGUGCAACAUUCGAACAAGCCUCCACUGUGCAUGGGAUCGUUUCACUCCAGCUGCAAACAAACCACGGGAGAAAGGUUGUAUUCAUGGCCAACGAGCUUGCUGGUCCUUAUGUUGCAGAUAUAUCCCCAAGACUACGCCUUCCAGGCCAUAAAGGAAUUAAGUAUACAAAGCAGACUCUGCAGGCGCCCGAAGGUCAGGGUAUUGUCGGCUUUACCUCGGUAUUGGAGGCUAGCUCUGGGUCUUUUCAGACCCUUGGCUUGCAGUGUGAAGCCACAGGCCUCCGUCCUACGUCAGCUGCAGAGCUUUCAACCAUUAAUACCUCUCGACCCUCCGCAGAGUUGGCAUCGUCACUGGGAUCGCAGCUGGCCGGUGAGGCAUCCAAGGGCUGUACGGGAUAUACAUCUGCGACUCUUCACAAAGUCAAACGGAUACGCUUUUCGAGAGGAGGUGAAGAUCGUCCGCGUCUCUCUAACGAGAUUUCUGGUUUAUGGCUGGAGUACAGUGAUACUUGGCAGUCUGCAAUUGUGGGACAGUGGAUUUCGGAGGACGGUGGUUUCGAUCUGGCAGACGGUGAAGCAAUCACGGGCAUUGCUUUUUGGUCAUCUAAAAGUAGAAUCUGCCAUAACGAAAGAUACCCCCUCGGUCGACUCGUUCGCAUGGAAAUUUCAACGAACCUAAGAUGCGAAAUGUACCCGACUGUGAACACCCUAUCCGCAGACGAAUAUACUGUCCUACGGUUCCGGGAAAACAGUAUAGAAAUACUAUCUCAAGUCGUUUGGGCAUUCAACGACGCGUGGGACUUUGUUCGCAUCAUCUCAACUCCAAAGUCAACCGCUCGUGAUUUAAUCCUCUGGCACAACACAAACUAUCUCGAGGUGUACCCGUGGAUCGUACCGGAAAAGGCGUUUUGGAAACUGAAUGACACCGACAACCUCGCAUCAAUUACAUGCUUUCGACACCCCGCAUACCAGUAUACCAUAUCAGGAAUGCAACUUACCUAUCAGUCGGGCCACACCCUCGACAUAGGAUUUGUGAAUCCUCGUCACCUGUCGUCUCAGGUACCUUUCCAACCCGAUGACACCAUUGACAAAAUCCAGCUAUUUGCAACAUCCCGUGGUCUUUUCGAUAUUUCGUUCUUCUGCACCAAUAAACAGACAGAGGCCACCACUACACGCGCUUUCAGUGACACUGCCUCCAGUCAUAUGGCUCCUGGUGCCAAUGAUGCCCCUGAUGGCAUUGAUACGCACACAAUUGACAUUGCCCGACGGAAUUAUCAUUACUUUUCCACUGCCGGGUAUCAGCGCGAAGAUCAGGAUAUCGGUGAGGGCGUCGUUGUGGGAUUAUGGGGAUUUGAUUGGGCAGAAAAGGGGUUAUUGGUUGGAUUGGUAUUGUUGCAGGAAAGUUGCCAGAUGAAUGAAUGUCUUAUCACCGAGCGAGAAUGAAGAAUACACCGAGGGUCAUAAGAAAGUUCAAAUUUCACAGAGACCAAGGCUCGCGGGUUUGAAAAUAGGAUUCGGGGUUGGGGUGAGAAUAAC